AUGAACAUCCAAAAGGGAAAAGAGCGCCCUACCAUGAAAACUCACCAAGUAGAAGAAGAAAAAGAAAGUGUGACCAAACUGCAGAAGCAGUUCAUGAACUUGCAGCAAGACUGGGAUUCAUACAAACAGUCUAACCCAAGAGCCAAGAGGAGGCAUUCAACCAACUCAUCAAGUUUCACCAUGGUGAAAAAUCUUGAUCAGCUCCUUGACACUUCUCCAAGGCACCUCAUGUCUUCACUUCAACAUGGACUGUCACCUUCCCAAGGAGAAUGGCGAGUGAGGACCAAUGAUUUGGUGGAGGAGAUUAGGAGAGAGAGAAGGGCAGCCAUUGAGAGUGGUGAGUUGAAGGGAAGGAGGCUUUUUGAGGCAGAGGAAUGUGAAACAGAGAUGGGUUUUGGAGGAACAGAAGGGAUAUGGUGUGGUGGGAACGGGUUGGCGCAAGAGAGAGAGGUGAGAUCAGUAUCUUUUGAUGAUUCUGAUGGUGAUGAUGAUGAUGGCUCUGGUAAGAGCAAAGAGAUUGCAGUUUGCUUUCAGGGUUGUUAUAAAACUUCUUCAUCUUCAUCUUCUUCUUUGUCUGAUGAGGAUGUGGAGAGAGAGGUGGAGAUAGAGGCAAGAAUGAAAUUGGUGAGUGUGGAAGAGAAAAGGGUUGAUAACAAAAAUGAAGGUGGUAAUGAAAGAAGGUGCACUGCUGUGAUCAUGCCUUGGCUUGCCAUUGCUUUACUUGUAUUUGCAAUUUUCUUUAUCAGAGGUUUUGCUGGAUAUCCAAAUGUAGAUGAGGUGGUUCUAGUCCCAACAUGA
Prunus armeniaca (apricot) is the source of this 798-nucleotide messenger RNA. Lineage: Eukaryota; Viridiplantae; Streptophyta; Magnoliopsida; Rosales; Rosaceae. The record is from the annotation of a GenBank genome assembly.